CUCAUGGCGUGGAUAUCGCUCCGCCAUACCUUCCUACGGCUCUUAUGCUUAAAGUAUGCAGCAAUGUGCGCAAGCCUCAUGAGAUAACACGACUGUUCCACAUACCCAGUUGCCAUGACAAUUCCACUUUUCUUUUAACAUUUCUAGCUGGAUCUGGUCCAAUAAAGGUCCUUAUCUGAAACAGUAGGAUUCCCGAGUGACGUUGCAUUUCGGCCUCUUCCGCGGCGAUAUCUUUCCACGGAUGCCACAAACUGUCUCAGCCUUACUGGAACUCAUUUCCGCUUAGGGAAUAUAUUGAUGUCACAGACUUCGGCUAAGACCGAGGAUUCAAGCCCGACAUAUGUUUAUUAUGUGGACCACGCCUUUCGAAUGGCGGAUGUGUAUCGCGAUCAGUUCAAUUAUCUUUCAGACUCCCGUGGCUAUCAUCAUGCUGUUGCAGACCUUUGGAAUAGGACCAGAUACAGUGGGAAAGGAUGGAUCGAGAGACUCAACUACAUGCCCCCAAAAUGAUCGGCAAACCUCGAGACAUCUUAGCAUGACAGGACCCCUACUAGGAAACUCCAUAUCGCCCAAUCGGCGACGAGCGCUCUUUGAGACAACUAAACGAGUACUCGCCAGUGCGAUAAACGAUGGGAUAGCCUGCGCAACCCUUGAGUCAUGUAACAGCACCAGUCUGUUGUUGUGCUUACGCAGUCCCGGAGGAGCCAUGGCCAGUGAUGAAGACGCUUGGAUCAUGUGCGGUAUGCGAGCUGACGCAUAUACCGAAACAGACGGUGGCAGGUUUCUUGGGUUUGUGCGGGCGGACGAUCUCCUGGAGCCUGUGCUAAGCCGGAACCUCAACGGCGAGAUAUCAGAGGAGCUUGACCCUGGUGUGAUUUGUCGCGUUAUCUGCCGCUGGCGUUCUCGCCAAGAUGAAGAACACGCGGUAGAGACGCUUGUAAAGGAGUUAACCUUAUCGAAGUUACACCGAGCCUGCCUUGCCCAGUCACCCCUAGAUCCCAUCAUGCCCGAUGAUAUCCCUUAUCUACUAGAGCCCGAACUAUCAUUCCUCUGCGUUCCGAAGUCAGACAUGAAAGUCUUCGGACCAUUCCAGUCACUUCUGGACCCACUCUUAACGUCUCUUGGGAUUCCCAAGCCUGAUGAUACAAUCAAUGAGAUCGUCAUACCGUGUUUCAGUCGCCAACUCCCAGCUAUCACGCCACUAUUCCCGAAAGCACGCAUUCUGAGGGCUGUCCAAAACCGUUGCCGAGCACAACUCUCCAUGCGGACUGUCUCUAUGAUGCCAGACGUAGGCGGCUCCCCGUUGCACCUGAAGCUAUCACUGAAAUGUCAGAUCACAUCUCGUCUGAGGACCAUAUCCCCCGAUGCUGCAGCUUUGGCACCCGCAGUGGGGAAGAUUCUUCAAAGUUUACUUCCCCAGGAUUUAUGGAUAUUUGAAGAAGCAGCUUCCGUUACAGGUGCCCAGGAAGACUUCGAUAAAGCCUGCCAAUUAACAUGCAUUAUUAGAAAGAGCCCAGAAAAACGAGCGGCGGACAUCGGGGAGACACUCAUCCCCGUUGCGGGACUAUUGCGGAGACCUUUCAACGAUGAUCGAACGUACAUGGAGAUUAUAUUUGGUCUUGAUGACUUGAAGGGAAAACAAGCCUGGUUCAGAAAAUACCUCACCAAAUUGUUCUCCCUCAUUUUCCCCCCUAUGAUCCGCCACGGAAUCUACUUCGAAGCUCAUAGCCAAAAUAUCCUCGUCCGCGUGAACCUCACAAGCAAGGAGAUAAGCGGGUUCGCGCUUCGCGACUUUGACGGAAUCGGAAUCCAUUAUCCUACGUUUCUUCGCCAUCCCAACAACAAGAAUGCCCUCAAAGAAAUACCUCCCGGUGCACGUACUCUUACUAAUAACUUACCUAGAAUGUGGCAGUUGGUGCAUCAUGCCCUUCUCCAGGUACAUGUGGGUCACCUCUUAUACAUGUUGGGAUUAGAAUCGAAGGGCGGAUGGCGUAUUGUGCGUGAAGAACUCGAGAGGGCGCUGAACCCUUCCGGAGAUCCAGAUGGUCGGGCAUUGUAUGACUACUGGUUAAAAGAGACGAUGUUGUCUAAGUGUUUUCUGGAGAUGCGGUUGCGGGAUGCGUAUGCGAAGAAAUAUGAGAGGGAAAUGCCGAAUAUUCUCCUCCGCGACGUUUGA
Molecule: messenger RNA, 2176 nt
Organism: Aspergillus costaricaensis CBS 115574
Lineage: Eukaryota; Fungi; Ascomycota; Eurotiomycetes; Eurotiales; Aspergillaceae
Exons: 4
Coding region: 341-2176 (611 amino acids)
Biological process (GO): siderophore biosynthetic process
Source: RefSeq, a predicted model, not a curated record